GUUGCAUUUCUCCAUCCUCAUUCAUCACUUUCUUCUAUAAUCAAGUUUUCCUUAUAUAACUUCAGGAUCGUACUUCCUUUACAUCACUCUGAAAUUGCGAUCGAUCCUCUUAAACCUGAACAGCGGUAACAAUGGCGGCAUUGCCGACGUCGAACUUGUCUGAUACAAUAAUGCAAGAAUUCCAAUUUGUUAAAGUUCCUUUCGAACACUACAAGAAUACUAUCCGCCCUAAUAAUCGUUCUGUUAAGAAGGGGAUUUCAUCCGUUAUCUCCGCUGUUGAUUCUGUUUCCCUUAAUGAUGAUACUGUUUCUCAUCUCUCUUCUCUCGUUUCUCGCCUCCAUGGUCUCAAGCGAAAGCUGAAGGAAGGAAGUCAAGUUGAGAACUUACAAGCUCAGCGGAUUAAAGCUCGGUUAGACCAUUUGGAAUCUACUGAUGCAAAUUCUAUAUUAAACAACACACGUUUGACGCGGAUUAUUGUGGACUAUAUGCUUCAUAUGACAUAUUAUGAGAGUGCUGCAAAGUUGAUUGAAGCAAGCAAAAUACAAAGCAUAUUUGAGUUUCAACUAAGACUCCAAGAGUUCAUAGAUUUGGUUAGAGAAGAUAAUAAAAUGUGUGCAAUUGAAUAUGCUUGGAAGUAUCUUACAGCUCACAGAGCCACACAUAUGAAAGAGUUGCAGAGUGUAAUUGCAAAACUUGUUUUUGGUAGCAGUACAGAGUGUGAUAGCUACAAGGUUCUUUUCGAACCCAAACAAUGGGACCAUCUUGUAGAUCUAUUCAAUCAGGAAUUCUAUAGGUUGUAUGGCAUGACCCUAGAACUGUUGCUAAAAAUCUAUCUGCAAGCAGGUUUGAUAGCUUUGAAGACUCCAUUCUGCUAUAAAGGUGAAUGUCCGAAAGCUGAUCCCUUAUUUCAGGAAAGUUUACGUGAACUUGCAUCAUCGCUACCAUUCCCAUAUCAGCCAAAUUCAAAGCUUGUCUGCUACAUAACAAAAGAAUUGAUGGAUGCAGAAAAUCCACCAAUGGCCCUACCAAAUGGCCUUGUCUACAGCAAUAAGGCUCUCGAGGAAAUGGCCAGUUGGAAUAAUGGUAGAGUUACUUGUCCAAGGACUGGUUUGGUAUGUAACUACUCUGAUCUUACUAAGGUGUAUGUCUCAUAGAUGCUUCAACAAUUGUGUAAAAUGAUUUUAGUUGUAGGCUCAAGAAAAAUAGCUUAAAAUACUCUAUUUCCUUUGUACAUACGAAUAGGGAAAUUUUGAAGAAUUUGUUGAUUUCUUGGUAGCAAUAGUUUCUAAAGCUGCUGUAAAGCAGUUGUAUGCAUUGUAUAUCUCAAUUAAUCUCCAUUAAUGACACCAUAGAUGUGUAAUUAAAUCAGGUGAUCUAUGUAUCUCUUAAACUUUAAUGUCCAUUAAUAACAUUUCUAAUUGAAGUUUUUGGGUGCUUUUAGGUCCCUAAUUCAUAAACCCUAGCUUAACCAUGAUAUCACUCAGAUUUUCUUGGUUGGAUUUUGGAUUGUGGACGUUGGAAUUGUUUAAUUGACACAAUUGCUACGUAUGGUGAUGGACGGGUGGAUAUCAAUAUUUAAUCCGUAACCCACAAAUACAUCUGCCAACCCACUUUAAACCCACCCCAGAGCAAACCAUAUUCAUUUUUUGAAUGAAAACUUGGCUUCAUCAAAAAGCUUUUACCAUCCAAUCAGAUUGUCAUAACUUCCUCAAAUUACAUGCAGUCAUUAUUCGAACCAAGUGAAUAUACACCCUUUGUACCCUUUGGCUAAUAACGCACUUACAUUUCCUUCAUAUUUUUCAUCUCAUCCAUUCACAUUUACUUUACAUUUUUCAUCCCAUCCACACAUUUUUAUUCCCCUUACAGUCCGAAAAUAAUU
Messenger RNA from Amaranthus tricolor (Joseph's coat), 1879 nucleotides. Its product is annotated as protein MAEA homolog. Lineage: Eukaryota; Viridiplantae; Streptophyta; Magnoliopsida; Caryophyllales; Amaranthaceae. Gene Ontology annotation, cellular component: GID complex; nucleus; cytoplasm. The transcript is spliced from 6 exons. The coding region runs from base 132 to 1154 and encodes 340 amino acids. Gene Ontology annotation, molecular function: protein binding; ubiquitin protein ligase activity. Gene Ontology annotation, biological process: proteasome-mediated ubiquitin-dependent protein catabolic process. The record is from RefSeq and is a predicted model, not a curated record.